Molecule: messenger RNA, 561 nt
Organism: Eruca vesicaria subsp. sativa (arugula)
Lineage: Eukaryota; Viridiplantae; Streptophyta; Magnoliopsida; Brassicales; Brassicaceae
Source: the annotation of a GenBank genome assembly
AUGUUGAUGUCCAUUGUUGUGUUUGUUCUUCUCUUCAGUAGUUGCAUGGCCAACAAAGUGGCAGAUUCACUGAUUCAAAAAUCUUGCAAAAACAUCUCAGAUUCUAUAAUAGUGUUUACCGUUCCACAUUUCGAAUAUGAUUGCAUUGCAACUCUCAAAAAGAAUCCGGAGAGCCAGAAAGCAAGAAAUAUCGAUGAUUUGAUCAUGGUAGGAAUGAAUAACGCCGUAUCAUACUUAACGACUGUUAAAAGAAUUGUGGAGAAGAUUAUUAAAGAGAGGAAAUAUAAGAGUAGCCUUAGUAAGAAUUCGUUGGAAGAGUGUCUUAAGCUUUACUCCAAAAGCGCUCACAUGUUAACCUCAGGUUUGAAUUACCUCAAAAAGGGGAAUUUCGACAAGGCUAGUCUUGAAAUUAAUGAUGCAGAUCAAGCACCGAUAUUUUGUGAGUUGAAAUUCAACGGCGACAAUAAACAGAUAUCUCCCGUGAAAAAAGAGAAUAAUCUUCUCUUAACAAUGAUCUACAUUCCUUAUGUGUUUAUGUUGGAACGGCAUUAUAAUGUCUAG